Molecule: messenger RNA, 2074 nt
Organism: Amaranthus tricolor (Joseph's coat)
Lineage: Eukaryota; Viridiplantae; Streptophyta; Magnoliopsida; Caryophyllales; Amaranthaceae
Product: leucine-rich repeat extensin-like protein 4
Exons: 1
Coding region: 360-1484 (374 amino acids)
Molecular function (GO): protein binding
Source: RefSeq, a predicted model, not a curated record
UCACUCUCUAGUUCCACUUCCAUGAGUAAGGAGGUAAAUCCUUUUCAAUCAUUUAUCUUCCUAUUAGUCAUAGUCAUCAACCCAGUAUCCCACACAAUUUAUCUUUUUGUUCCUUAUCCUAAAAACCCGAAAAAGAAAAACAGUCCUGUUUGGUAGCCAUCAUGUUCUGAACAAUAAUAUCUUUAAAGAUGUUGUUCUUCAACUACCUUAACAUAACUGGUACACCAACUGCUAGGCACCAAUGUAUACUGCAAUGAUUUAACAGACGACUCAAGAGCAUCGGUAUGAAAACGAAGGUUAAUUGAUUCCCUUACAAAAGCAGAACAAACAAACAAACAAAAAGAAACACAGUCGAAAAGAUGAUUUGGUUUAGUUCAAGGACGCAUACUACUUUGGUUGUUGUUCUUUAUCUUCUUUCAAUCGUACACAAAUUCGAAACAAAAAACGAGACUGAGAGUCGCAAAUCAGACACGCAGUCUUCAGAUGGUAACGAGAGUCUGAAUGAGGCAUACAUAGCGUUACAAGCGUGGAAAAGAGUGAUCUACUCAGACCCCACAAACUUCACAUCGAAUUGGGUUGGAUCCUCUGUGUGCAGCUACAGAGGAGUAUUCUGUGCACCUUCAAUCCAUGACAAUUCCACUACUGUUGUAGCUUCCAUUGACCUGAAUCACCUAGACUUAGCCGGUUUCCUUCCUGAGGAAAUCGGAUUACUGAAAGACCUUGCUGUUGUUCAUUUAAACAGCAAUCGAUUCUGUGGGAUCAUCCCGAAAACUAUUUCAAACCUCACCUUUUUGUAUGAACUUGAUCUAAGCAAUAAUCGUUUCGUGGGUCCCUUUCCUGAUGCAGUCCUUUCAUUGCCUUCACUCAAAUUCCUUGAUCUUCGAUAUAACGAGUUUGAAGGCUCCGUUCCAUCUCAACUUUUCAACAAUAAGUCCCUUGAUGCUAUUUUCCUUAACAAUAACAGGUUCACUAGUGUCAUCCCUUCUAAUUUGGGUAUGUCUACAGCAUCUGUUAUUGUCUUUGCUAAUAACAAAUUUGGUGGGUGUUUACCUCCUACUAUUGCCCAUUUCCAAAACUCGAUCGAAGAACUUUUACUCAUCAACACAAGUUUAACUGGCUGUUUACCAGUUGAACUUGGAUACCUCUAUAAACUUAGAGUAUUAGAUGUUAGUUUCAAUCAUUUGGUGGGUCCCAUUCCUUACAGUAUUGCAGGUUUACCACACUUAGAACACCUUAAUUUUGCUCAUAAUAUGAUGACUGGUGAAAUCUCUGAUGGGAUUUGUGUGUUGCCUAAUUUGGCUAAUUUUACAGUUUCUUAUAACUUUUUUUGUCAAGAAGGUGGGAUUUGUGGGAAUUUUUCAUCUAAAGGUGUUUUAUUCGACGAUCGUCGGAAUUGCUUGCCUGAGAAGAAGUUUCAGAGGAGUAAGAAGGCUUGUGAUGCUGUGUUGGAGCAUCCUGUUGAGUGUGAGGACUUCCAUUGUUAACACUCUUAUAUUUGUUCUUGUUUGUUCAUGUUUGUUAUUAUAUUCUUGUUUAUUUAGUGAAAAAAAGAGGCAUCACCAUUCACUAGGGAUGAAUAAUUGAAAUUUGUUUGAGUUAUUCUUGUAAGAGACUGUCUUUUGGAGAAACGAGUUUAAAAUAAGAAACCCAUAUGCUAAUAGUUUGUAAUUAGCUGGGCUUAUUUUACCCAUGUCACCGAGAAGUCGUCUCAUACAAGAAUUUGUGAGUUUCUUUUAUCUUUUUUUCACUUUUUAGAUGUUUUGUGAGAUCAUGUAAAUAAAGUAGAUACUCGUCGAAGCUUUUCCUUUUAUAUAAGAUUGUUCUUUUCAGAGAAAUAAGUCCCGAUUCUAAUGUAAAGUCGGAGAAUUUCUUACAUGUAAGUUUUUCUUUAACUACAAGGUUAAGCUAUGAUACUCGUAAGUCUUUACUCAAUUCACCUUGGUUUUGCUAAACUGAACAUAUUUUUUGACUUAAACAAGUGUACUCCUUAUUGAGUGAAAAGCUACUAUUGUAAGAGACUAUCUCUCGAUGAGACAACCUCAAACAAAGCGUCUAUAUUUUCAUAAUAUGUACA